ACGCGUGCGACUGGAAUAUUCUUGGCUAUGGCGAAAUUCGUGUUUGUGCACGGCGCAGGGCAUGGCGCAUGGUGUUGGUACAAGGUCUUGCCUCGUCUCCGUCAAGCGGGCCACGCGGCCCUGGCCGUGGAUCUCUCCAGCGCCGGGAUCAGCACCGUUGAUCCCAACGAGGUGAGAACCUUGGCUCGUUACUCGCAGCCUCUCGUCGAGCUCAUCGAGUCCCUUCCUCAAGGAAACAAGAUCGUGCUCGUGGGUCACAGCCUUGGAGGGAUUGUCGUCACUUAUGUCAUGGAGAAGUAUCCCACGAAGUGUGCAGCGGCAAUCUUCGUGGUGGCAUCGAUGCUCCCUUCGGGUCCCAAAGCUAUAGAGGUCCGAGACAAGGCGGUGAUGUCUGGUUUCUCAGAAAUUGUAGAUAGGUUCUACACCAAGGGCUCGGAAGUUCCAACCUCGUCAAGACUCAAACCGGAGCAUCGCCAGCCUGUGCUUUACCAUCUUUGUUCUUCCGAGGACGUGGAGCUAGCAAAUCUUCUUCUCAAACCAAAUCCUUUGUUGCCACCCUCUGAAAUCGCGGUGGAGUACACCAAAGAGAAGUAUGGAAGUGUUCCUCGUUAUUACAUCAAAGGGAUGCAUGACAGAGUGAUACCCGCGGCAAUGCAAGACUAUCUCGUGGAAAACAAUCCCCCCGACGGUGUUCUAGAGCUUGCAUCUGAUCACAGCCCCUUCUUUUCCACUCCAUAUGAGCUUGUAGAGGCACUUGCAAGCAUCUUAACAUCGUUAAAAUGAAAGGAUUCGAGCGACAAUGGCAAAUGCAAGGAAUUGCCAUGGAAUGAAAAUCCUUGGAAGACUAUGGACAGAGUCCAGUGCCUAGAACUCAUUCAAUCUUGCAAGAGCUUGGCUUUGGCUGAGGAUCUGCAUGCCAGUAACAGUGCCAAAACUGAUGAUGUUUUCCUGUGCAACAAGCUCAUCGCAAUGUACACGAGGUGUGGAAGCUCAUUGCACGCCAAACGAGUUUUUGAUACCAUAGGGAUGUCUACUCUUGGGAUUUCAUGAUGAAUGCUUACUCGAAGUAUGGCAGCUUUGAGAAUGCAAAGGGAUUCUUUGAUUCGAUGCCUCAGAGAACUACUGUUUCUUGGGUUGCAAUGUUAAGCACAUAUGCCCGUUCUGGGCAUCUAGAGGAAUCCGAAAAUACCUUUGCAAGGAUGCCAGAUGCAACUACGGUGGCUUGAAACUUUAUGAUUGACGUGUACGUUAAUCAUGGAUUUCUUGAAAAGGCUAACAUUUUGUUCGAUAGAAUGCCAAGGCAAACAUUAGUUGCUUGGAACACUAUGCUUGUGCAUAUGCCCAAAUAGGGCACCUUGUUCUUGCCAAGAGAAUGUUUCACACGAUGCCACUACGAGAUCUAAUCUCUUGGACGGCCAUGUUCAACGCGUAUGUGCAGAACGGGACUGUUGAAAUGGCGAGAAUUUUUGUUGAUCUCAUGCCGGAAUGGGAUCUCGUAUCGUGGACAGCAGUGCUCACUGCGUAUGUGAAGAGAGGAAACUUUUCCGAAGCCAAGCAAACUUUUGAUCAGAUGCCGUUUAGAAACUUGGUGUCAUGGACGUGCUUGCUGGACGGAUUUUUACAAGUCAAAGACGUACAAGCUGUUAAAGAAACGUGGAAUGCAAUGCUCUCUGCAUGUGCCCAUCUCGGAGAUCUGCAAAACGCGGUGAUAAUCUUUGAAGCUAUGCCCGAACGAACAAUGGCUUGAGCCGAAACGCGAUUUGAUUUCAUGGACAAUUGUAUUGUGUGCUUGUGCCCAAAAUUGGCAUCUGGAUGAAGCAAGGAAUAUCUUUGAAAUGAUGCCACAAAAGACAAUAGAGGCGGCAAAUGCAAUGCUGCCAGCUCUUGCACAAAAUAAGUACCUGUCGGAAUUUAGAGAACUUUUUGUAAAGAUGCCACAGCAUAGUACAAUGUCGUGGAAUGCUCUUUUGUCAGCAAAUGCAUAAAACGGGCACUUGGAGGAAACAAGAAGGGAUUUCCUGAAAUACAAUACUCUCAAUAGAGGCCCAGAAAGGGAUGAUAAGUAGAUCUUCCAGUACGAAAUGCCAGAGUGGGAUGUUGUGUCUAGCACUGUAAUGAUCUCGACUUUCUCCAAAAGCGGCAAGUUUGAAGAGGCUAAGCAGCUUUUUGACACAAUGUCAUUUCAAGAUUCAGUCUCUUCAACGGCCAUGGUUCCCAACUUUGGCCAAAAUGCAAGUGGAAGAUGCUAAGGGCUUGUUUGAAAGAAUCUCUCCAUAAAACAGAGAUGUGUGUUGGAAUGUGAUGUUUUUAACUUAUGCUCAAAAUAGACAUCUACUGGAAGCAAGAGAAGUGUUCAACGACAUGUUAUGGAAGGACACAGCCUCAUGGACUGCAAUGUUGUCUCUCUAUGCUCAAACUAGCCACCUUUGGUAUUGUAGAAAGCUCUUGCUUGAGAUGUUUGAGAGGUGCUUGGUCACUUAGAGUUUAUUGCCUUAAGUGGAGUGGUGUCUUAUUUAAGUAUUAUAAAAUUCAUUAGUCCUCA
Molecule: messenger RNA, 2542 nt
Organism: Selaginella moellendorffii
Lineage: Eukaryota; Viridiplantae; Streptophyta; Lycopodiopsida; Selaginellales; Selaginellaceae
Product: putative methylesterase 14, chloroplastic
Exons: 4
Coding region: 28-783 (251 amino acids)
Biological process (GO): jasmonic acid metabolic process; salicylic acid metabolic process
Molecular function (GO): methyl salicylate esterase activity; methyl jasmonate esterase activity; methyl indole-3-acetate esterase activity
Source: RefSeq, a predicted model, not a curated record